Molecule: messenger RNA, 1640 nt
Organism: Cimex lectularius (bed bug)
Lineage: Eukaryota; Metazoa; Arthropoda; Insecta; Hemiptera; Cimicidae
Product: RING finger protein 121
Exons: 8
Coding region: 340-1284 (314 amino acids)
Cellular component (GO): endoplasmic reticulum membrane; Golgi membrane
Molecular function (GO): metal ion binding; ubiquitin protein ligase activity
Source: RefSeq, a predicted model, not a curated record
UCUGGAAUGGUUACCCGAGCAGAGACUCUGAGUUACCUCCCCGUGUUUGAUUUGAAUUUCUUAACACGGCCUCUUUCCUGGAAUAAUUUCCACUUUUAUUUGUAAUGAAAUUUUCAAUUUUUCGACGCCGGUUUACGUUCUCGCGUUGGAAUCAAAUAGAAAUAAACUAAUUGAAAAUGAACACAAAUAUUCAGCUGAUGGCUGGUGAUGUUUGUUUUGUUCCCCUGGUUUCCUAGUCACUCGAAAUAUUUUAAUUACAAACUAUUUAUUUUACGAACCGGUAUCCGCUUUUCCAAUUUAAACUAGUUCAAUUAAAUUUAUUUUAUUUUCUUGUCUAAAAUGGGUUUCGUCACUCGUCAAACUUUAGAUAAUAAGUCGCGAGAGGGAAUGACUCUGGAGGAGAUCCAUAGGAUCGAGUUUGAAACGAAGCAUAAAGGACAUGAUGUGAUGCAUGCCGAAAUUCUUAUUAUAUUUUUCGUUUCGGUAAUUGUAGCUCAAAUAGGCCUCGUGUUGUGGAAACGAUGGAAACCAAAGUCAUAUCAGCUAGUAACGUUGACCGGAAUGUGGCUUAUUCCUUUAGGAAUGAGCUUGAUGAAUAAGUGGUGGCGUUUUAUUUUCUUUUGGCUAAUAUUUUCCUGUAUAACAGCAUUCAUAGUGAAAAAAGCGCUUGAAAAGCCAAUUAAGGGAACCACACCAAGGUUGGUGUAUAAGUGGUUCUAUUUUAUAUACAGAUUAAGUUACACACUCGGCAUAGUCAGUUAUGUCAUAUUAGUCGCUACUAUGAUGGGUGUUAAUAAAUUGUUCGAUGUUAAAGCACAUACGAUGAUGGAUGUCGGUAUGCAUUUCCUAUUUUAUGGCUUGUAUUAUGGAGUCUUGGGACAGGAUAUUGCAGAAAUAUCGAGCGACAAGAUGGCUUCUCACAUCGGAUAUUAUUCUAAAGAGGGAAUGCCAACCAGAUCUCUCGACCAAAACGUAUGUGCAGUAUGUGGAAAUAGUGUAUUGGUGUCUCAAGAUGAAGAAGGCCUUCUUGAAAAUACUUAUUUAUUAUCUUGUGAACAUGUAUUUCAUGAAUUUUGCAUAAGAGGAUGGUGCAUUGUUGGCAAGAAGCAGAUAUGCCCAUAUUGCAAAGAGAAGGUGGAUUUAAAAAAGAUGUUCUGCAACCCAUGGGAAAAGCCGCAUGUUUUGUAUGGAUCUUUAUUGGACUGGCUCAGACUGUUAGUCGCCUGGCAACCAGUGAUAUUGGGAUUCAUUCAGGGAAUAAAUUAUGUUUUAGGCUUACAUUAAAUGAAAUUUUUAAAAAUUUGAUAUGUCGUUAGUCAUUUAUUUUUUACGGUCUGUUAAACAGAUUGGCUACUGUAAUUGUUUUCUUAUUCUGAAUUGUGUCGUUUAAUUUAUUGAAACUGAAAAUUUUUCAUCAUUCUGUGCUUAUGAAUUAAAUAUAUAAAUUGAAAUUUAAAUUGGGUGAGCUUACAUUAUGUAAAAAAAUUUAAUAAACGAGAAAUAAUUUUUUUUAAUAGCACAUAUUUGGUCUAAUUUAACAUUCCUGUGAAUCACCGAGCUGUUUGAUUCGUCCAUUGUGUUAUAAAUUGUUCUUAUGUUAUUUGCUCAAAGUUUAAUAAAAUCUUAUUUUAUAAAUUUUC